AUGUCUGAACAACAGCAAAACAAAGCCCCCAUCACCAUCGACACCACCAGGACGACCACCACCUCCUGGGAGGACCCCAACACCAUGACGCAACAAACCACAACCACCCACAGCGAACAACAACCGGUACAACAUCGCAAUUCGGAAACAGCAACUCCCACAUUCACCAACUUCAGUCCCGUCUCGGCUGCUUCCGACUCUCCCACCUCUCCGGCAGACCGUCGGAUGAGUGCCGAAUGGGACGCCUCAAAAGUACCACCAAGCCGCUUCCAAAAGCGCAAGGGAUCCAUCUACGCCGUGCCCAAGACGCGGGACGGCCACAUUGACGAUAACUAUGCCACUGCCUUCCAUCAGAAACACAUGGAGAAGGGAUAUCAGAAUGUGAAGUAA
Neurospora tetraspora is the source of this 390-nucleotide messenger RNA. RefSeq lists its product as uncharacterized. Lineage: Eukaryota; Fungi; Ascomycota; Sordariomycetes; Sordariales; Sordariaceae. The record is from RefSeq and is a predicted model, not a curated record. The transcript has 3 exons. Bases 1 to 390 code for a protein of 129 amino acids.